Molecule: messenger RNA, 3381 nt
Organism: Neltuma alba
Lineage: Eukaryota; Viridiplantae; Streptophyta; Magnoliopsida; Fabales; Fabaceae
Exons: 2
Coding region: 1-3381 (1126 amino acids)
Source: RefSeq, a predicted model, not a curated record
AUGGGGGAGGAAAUACAAUACACGAAUCCGGAAGUACAGGAGUUAAGGGAGACGGUUGGGGGUUUGUCCAGAGAUAUGAAUAUAUUAAAGGGGGCUGUUAACCGGAUACAAGAGGCGAUUGAACAGUUGGUCAGACCGAGAGAUGGUGCCGAAUCAACUAGCCAGAGGAGAGGGGGAAACCACGAGGAAACCAAUGAACACCGUGGGGAAGUUGACAGAGAGACGGGGAAAUAUAGGAAACUGGAACUACCUAUUUUCAUCGGAGAGGACCCUCUGGGAUGGUUCUUCAAAGUUGAACGGUACUUCAGAGUCAAUGCUAUACCAGAGGCCGAAAGGUUGGAGGCGGCGGUUGUCUGCUUGGAAGGAAAAGCUUUAAACUGGUAUCAAUGGGUGGAGUCUCGAACCACCAUUCGGGGCUGGCAAGAAUUUAAGAGAGAAGCUUUACGGCGAUUCCACCCUUCGCAGCUUGGGGAUAGUUAUGAGAUGCUAUAUGCAGCGAAACAGAAUCGAUCGGUCCUGGAAUUUGUGGAGGAAUUUGAGCGCCUCGCCGCUCCCUUGCCCGACAUACCAGAGGAGAGUUUGAUAGGAACCUUUCGAGUAGCCUUGAGACCAGAAAUACGAGCAGAGCUCCGAUUGACCAGUGCCAGCUCCCUACGAGAAGUCAUGGAGAUGGCAAUCCGGGUAGAAGAACGAAACCAGGUGCUCGACGCUGCCAAGGAGACACGGGCCACCCGUUUUCAAAGAUACCCGAGUGGGCCAAAGAUGGAUUCGGUUCAGACCCAACACACCCGGAUUACCAACUUACCCGAAACGCAGAAAGCUUCGUCGUUCUCUUCUCCACGGCCAGAAACAGCAUCUGCGAAAAGAGACGAAGCGAAGGGGGUAGACUCGAAAGGGAGCAGCACCUCGAUGGCUUCCAGUUCUUCGGUCCGAAGGGGAGUAAUGGGUCGACGCCUCUCCGACGCGGAACUCACUCGCCGACGAGAGCUGGGGCUUUGCUUCAAAUGUGCUGAGAAGUUCGGCCCAAACCACAUCUGCAAGAACAAAAACUUGCAGGUGAUGAUUCUGGAUUUGGAGGCCGAGAAGAGUGAGGACGGGAAGGUAGAAACUGACAAAGAGGAAGAGGCCACUGAGAUGGAAGAAGGAGGGAACAUGACGAUGGAAUUAUCACUCAAUUCCAUCUCCGGCUUUGGCAGCAAUCACACAAUGAAGGUUAGGGGAUGGCUAGCGGAAGAAGAGGUCAUUAUUUUGAUAGAUAGUGGAGCCACCCAUAACUUCGUGUCUGAAGAAUUAGUAAACAAAAAGGGGAUUGAAGUUGAUGAAAUAGCUGAAUACACGGUAGCAGUAGGGGAUGGUCGCCGGCUGAGGAGAAGACAACGCUGCCCGAAAGUCAAUCUUAAGGUACAAGGUCUAGAGAUUAAUCAAAUCUUUUAUCCGUUUCCGUUAAGUGGAGUGGAUAUGGUACUGGGAGUUGAGUGGCUGAGGUCGCUAGGGGAUGUGAAUGUCAAUUGGAGUCGCCUAACCAUGAAGAUUGGGAAACCGGGAAACAGGGUGUGUCUGCAGGGGGACCCGUCACUGACAAAGAGCCAAGUGACCCUCAAAUCCUUAAUCCGAUUAAUGAAGAAGAAGGAGGAGGUGUAUUUAAUAGAGUAUAAUGGACUGACGAAUGAAGAGACAGAAACAAGGGAGAUAGCACCUGAAAUACAAGCUUUAUUGGAACAGUUUCCCACGGUGUGUCAAGCUACGGAGGGCUUGCCUCCCCCCCGUUCAAAAGACCAUGCAAUUGUAACCAGAUCAGGAGAACAGCCCCCAAACAUUCGCCCUUACCGAUACCCCCAUUUACAAAAAAAUGAGAUAGAAAAAAUGGUGAAGGACAUGUUGCAGGCAGGGAUCAUACAGCCUAGCAAUAGCCCCUAUUCUAGUCCCGUUUUGCUGGUUAAGAAAAAAGAUGGAAGUUGGCGGUUUUGUGUUGAUUACAGAGCAUUAAACAAGAUUACAGUGCCUGACAAAUUCCCUAUUCCAGCCAUUGAUGAGUUGUUGGACGAGCUCAAGGGAGCCAACAUCUUUUCAAAGCUGGAUCUUAAAUCCGGAUAUCACCAGAUUAGAAUUAAAAAGGGUGAUGAGCACAAAACAGCUUUUAGAACACAUGAGGGCCAUUAUGAAUUCAAAGUCAUGCCAUUUGGGCUGACCAAUGCCCCUUCCACCUUCCAAUCAUUGAUGAACGAAGUAUUCCGAGAGUACUUACGUAAGUUUGUCCUAGUGCUUUUUGAUGACAUUCUUAUUUAUAGUACAGAUUUUUCUACUCAUUUGAAACAUUUAGAGAUUGUACUAACCUGUUUGAAAAGAAACCAGCUGGUUAUCAAUUUAAAGAAAUGCAGCUUCAUGCAGUGUAAGAUUGAGUACCUUGGCCACAUCAUCUCCUCAGAAGGGGUGCAAGCUGAUCCCUCCAAAAUUGAGAGCAUGGUUAACUGGCCUAAGCCCAAGAAUGUGAAGUCCUUAAGAGGAUUCCUAGGGCUCACUGGUUAUUACCGGCGGUUUGUCAAAAAUUACGGUAAAAUAGCUAGUCCUCUUACUGACUUGUUGAGAAAGGAUGCUUUUAAAUGGACUCAAGAAGCUGAGACAGCAUUUGAAGAGCUCAAAACAGCCAUGACAACACUUCCAGUACUAGCAAUGCCCGACUUCUCCAUACCCUUCGAACUGGAAACCGACGCUUCGGGGACUGGUGUGGGAGCAGUGCUGGUGCAGAAGGGAAAACCAGUAGCCUAUUACAGCCAGAAAUUAUCAAACCGGGCUCAGCAGUGUUCAGUGUACGAAAGAGAGCUCAUGGCUAUAGUGAUGGCGGUCAAGAAAUGGCGUCACUACCUCUGGGGGCAUAAGUUUGUGAUCAGGACAGAUCAGAAAGCUCUAAAAUACCUGCUGGAACAGCGAAUUGUGGAAGAGAACCAGCAGAAGUGGGUCUCCAAGUUAAUGGGGUUUAAGUUUGAAAUAGUCUACAAACCGGGCAAAGAAAACCGGGCUGCUGAUGCCUUGUCAAGGCAAGGUGAAUCUGCAGAGAUGUUGGGGUUUUCCAUGUGGCAAUAUGAUGAAAUAGAAGACUGGGAAAAGGAGGUGCAAUCUGACCCAAAAUUAGCAUUGAUUGUACAGCGACUGAUCACUAAUCCAGAAGAAGUCGAAGGCUACAGCAUUGAAAAGGGCUGUUUGCAGUACAAAGGGAGGCUGGUAUUACCAAAAAAAUCCACUAAAAUUCCUUUGCUACUGAAAGAGUAUCAUGAUUCUCCAGUGGGGGGCCAUUCCGGCUACCUUAGAACUUACAAGAGGUUAUCCAGCGUUGUGUAUUGGGAAGCCUUUGCCUAUCCCACAAGGAAUUUGGGAAGAUAUUAG